This is a messenger RNA of Cyphellophora attinorum, 900 nucleotides long. Its product is annotated as putative serine/threonine-protein kinase RTK1. Bases 1 to 900 code for a protein of 299 amino acids. Gene Ontology annotation, molecular function: protein serine/threonine kinase activity; ATP binding. The transcript has a single exon. The record is from RefSeq and is a predicted model, not a curated record. Gene Ontology annotation, biological process: protein phosphorylation; intracellular signal transduction. NCBI's taxonomy places the organism in Eukaryota, Fungi, Ascomycota, Eurotiomycetes, Chaetothyriales, Cyphellophoraceae.
AUGUUCAAGACGCAGACGAGGAGUUGGCUGAAGCCAUCCGUCAAGGAAGUGCCCGCACAGCGAUGUCGAUGUCCGAAAAUAUCGAAAGAAAGCCCGAUCCGAUGCUGGUGCGAUGAAUACGAGCGAAUGGCAGGCGCAGUGGGAGACGGCAAGACAUCCACAGUAGGUCUACUUCGACGACGCAAGACCGGUGUUGUAUAUGCGGCAAAGCAGUUCAAGAACUUCUCCGGCAAGAAAGAGAAGACAUACGCGACCAACGUCCUUGCCGAGUUCUACAUCGCGGACGGCCUUAGGCACCCUAAUAUCAUCCAAACGUACAAUCUGUGCACGAUCGAUGGCGCUCUGAGUAUGGUGAUGGAAUAUGCACCGCAGAACUUGCUCGAUUUGUCGGCGAGUGGCAUUUUGACCGAUGACGCGGAGAACUACUUCCAGCAACUCGUCGCCGGCGUCGCAUACAUCCACAGCACUGGCUUCGCGCAUCGGGACAUCAAGCUCGAGAACGUGUUGGUCAAGGAUGGCCAGAUCAAGAUCAUCGACUUCGGCACCAUCAGCACAGGGAAGUGGAUGCCUACCGCCGACGUCGGCUCGUUGCCUUACAUGGCGCCAGAGCUGUUUUCAGCGUCGCACUAUUCCCCACAAGCUGCUGAUGUCUGGUCGCUCGCCAUUCUAUACGUCUGCAUGAUCUUGCAAAGGUUUCCUUGGUCCGCUGCGAAGGAGGACCGUCCAGCAUUCAACGUAUAUGCCUGUGCAUCGAAAAGCAGUGAUGCGGCUUGGCCUAUCACCGAGUGUCCAGCGCAUAUGCGGAAGGUGCUGAGCCUUAUGUUGCAGAUCGGCCCUAAACAAAGGCCGAUGUUGGAAGGAGUGCCAGUGCUUCUGCGGGAGUCCGCGAAGCAGGAAUGA